CGUCAGUAGGCAUCUGUACUCACAGCAGUUCACACAGAGCGUGCUGGUGUGUCAUAGUGGUGCAGAGAGGCAGCGAUACGCGGUGAGUAAUGUCUGCCUUGUUGCUUGAUGUCAGGACUGCUAUAGAGAGGAUGAAGGCGGACGAGGGUUCCCUCUGACUGUCGCAUCCUACAUUCAUUGACUAAAGUCUGCCCUUUGUCAACAUGGCAGAGCAAUGGACCGCAGUGCCCACUUCUAAUAUGGCGGCGCUGAACCGGGCUAGAUCAUUGACUGUUAUAUUCUUAAUUGUCAGCAGUUGUCUGAUCAGUAGCACUGAUGGCAAAGAUGCGCCAGAAGAGACUGUCAUCAUUGGCCUCCGGCUCGAGGACACCGACGAGGUGUCGUUCAUGGACAGAGGCAUUUUGCGCGUCAGCGAGCGCUCUCGUGUCAGGUUAAGGGUCUAUGGGCAAAACAUCAACAACGAGACGUGGUCCAAACUCUCCUUUACGGAGCACAGCAUCAGCAGCGCACCUGCGGAGAGCCAGAGCUCCGGAGACGCACCUGCCUCGCAUCCCUGCGGCAUCCGAUCCUCCGAUAUCAUCAUCCUUCCUAACGUAGAGGUAAACAGAAAGACAUCUGGGAUUAUUGAAAUAGAGGUGAAACCUCUGCGAAAAACAGAGAAGAGUAAAGUGUAUUACCUGUGCAUCGCCACCGUCACACCUGGCGCGCAGGACUCGUGGUCCGAGAACACCUGGAUUUAUCACGAGGGGCAUGACACUAAAGUGAUCGUGGUGGAGGAGAAGAAGUUCCUGCUGCCUUUCUGGCUGCAGGUGAUUUUUAUUGCCAUGUUGUUGUGUUUGUCCGGCAUGUUCAGCGGGCUGAAUCUGGGACUGAUGGCGCUGGAUCCCAUGGAGCUCCGGAUUGUCCAAAACUGCGGGACUGAGAAGGAGAAGAAUUACGCGAAGAGGAUUGAGCCAGUCCGAAGCCAAGGAAACUACCUUCUGUGCUCUUUGCUCCUGGGAAAUGUUUUGGUCAAUACCACUUUGACCAUCCUGCUCGAUGACAUCGCAGGAUCAGGGCUGAUCGCUGUAGUGGUGUCCACUAUAGGAAUUGUGAUUUUUGGAGAAAUCGUGCCACAGGCCAUCUGCUCCAGGCAUGGGCUCGCCGUGGGCGCAAACACCAUACUCCUGACUAAAUUUUUCAUGAUCCUCACUUUCCCUGCAUCAUAUCCCGUCAGUAAACUCCUGGACCACGUGCUGGGGCAGGAGAUCGGCACUGUGUACAACAGAGAGAAGCUUCUGGAGAUGCUCAGGGUGACAGAUCCGUAUAAUGACCUGGUCAAAGAGGAGCUCAACAUCAUCCAGGGUGCUCUGGAGCUCAGGACUAAAACUGUGGAGGAUGUCAUGACGCCUUUGCGAGACUGCUUCAUGAUUGCUGCUGAUACCAUCCUUGACUUCAACACCAUGUCUGAGAUCAUGGAGAGCGGCUACACGAGAAUACCUGUGUAUGCAGGUGAAAAAUGUCAUAUUGUGGACUUGCUGUUUGUCAAGGACUUGGCCUUUGUGGAUCCAGAUGACUGCACGCCGUUGAAAACCAUCACCAAGUUCUACAGCCACCCUCUGCAUUUUGUCUUCAAUGAUACAAAGCUGGAUGCCAUGCUUGAGGAGUUUAAAAAAGGUAAAUCCCAUCUGGCCAUUGUCCAAAGAGUGAAUAACGAAGGAGAGGGAGACCCGUUCUAUGAGGUUCUGGGCAUCGUCACGCUAGAGGACGUCAUUGAGGAAAUUAUCAAAUCUGAGAUUCUAGAUGAGACAGACUUGUACACUGACAACAAGACAAAAAAGAAGAUAGCUCACAGAGAGAGGAAACAGGACUUCUCCGCUUUCAAACCCACAGAUAAUGAGUUGAGGGUGAAAAUAUCACCGCAGCUUCUUCUGGCCGCACUGCGUUUCCUGGCAACUGAGGUGGAGUCCUUUAGUACAGCUCAGAUGUCAGAGAAAAUCCUCCUGCGCUUGCUGAAACAUCCUAACGUCAUCCAGGAGCUCAAAUAUGAUGACAAGAACAAGAAAAUGUCAGAGCACUACCUCUUUCACCGCAACAAGCCUGUGGACUACUUCAUCCUCAUCCUGCAGGGUAAGGUGGAGGUUGAGGCUGGAAAGGAGGGGAUGAAGUUUGAAGCUGGUGCCUUCUCUUAUUACGGAGUGCUGGCUUUAACCUCCUCACCAGUUCCUCUCUCCUUGUCUCGAACGUUUGUGGUGAGCAGGGCAGAAUCACUGGCAGGAUCUCCAGAAAAUAAGUCACCUCCACGACCAUUCGGACUCAACCACUCGGACUCCCUGAACAGGAGUGACCGGAUAGAGGUGGUCACUCCCACACUGGGCAGCAGCAACAACCAGCUCAACUCCUUCCUGCAGGUCUACGUGCCAGACUACUCCGUGAGAGCUGCAUCUGACCUGCUCUACAUCAAGGUGACCCGCCAGCAAUAUCAGAACGCCCUGAUGGCGUCUCGCAUGGACAAGACGCCCCAGUCCACAGACAGUGAGUUCACCAAGAUCGAGUUGACCUUCACAGAGCAUCAGGAUGGACCACUGGAUGAGUCGGCCACUCUUUUGACCACCAUCACACACAAACCCAACCACACCGGCCACAACGACGGGGCUAUUUAACCAUCCUCAGCGUAGAGAGAUAUGGCAAAAGAGAGCAAACAGCUCCGUUAGCCUCUCAAGUAAUGAGCGAGAGGCCUUCUCGUACUCUGGGCAGCUUCACCUCUCAUCAUGGUCAAUUUCAAAGGGGAACAUACGCAAAGACUUCAAUGUGAAGGGCCGCCUAUCCCACAAUGCAUGCACUAAUGACCUUAACACCUUUUGUAGGCAGCGGAUCAGUCAGGGACCACGACAUAAUUCUCGCUCGCUCAUUCGAUCGAGGACGGACACACUUGAAAUGCACAUUUUCACUUCGAAGGAGCAAGGUGACGACCCACACCACACCUCGACCAGACACAAUACCAGAAGGACAAAGAAAUAACGGUGCCUUUAGACAGCUCUCGGUUACUGUCAACAAAGGAGGUCCCCGAGGGCCCGGGUGACACGGAGCUCUCCAAAAUCUUCCAUUCGACCCAGGAAGCCCGAGCAGAUGCAGCCACAGGUGACAUAUCAGCAACUGGGAGGCUUGUAAACACUCGACAGAGAUCAAUAACACCCAAGCCCUUCGAGAAAAGCCAGGAUACAUCUCUGCCUAUCAGAAGAGGCCUCACGACCAAAGACAGUUGGCAUAGACAGGAUAAAACAGGCCGCAUAACUGGGUGUCCUUCAAGAGAAUUUGUUACGCAUAAGCAGACAAAACGGAAUUUGUCUGGACUGUGCCAAAUAUCACUGACAACGAUUUUAGCGAUUUCUUCUGCCCAGGUUAUCCACGUCACUCACAGAUGGGCUUAUGUACAGUGUUUGCAGUACAAAAAAAUCAAAUGUGUUUACAUAUGAAGGCCUUUUUCAUCUGUAUAUAUAGAGAGAGUAAGAGAUUUUUUUUAAUGUCAAUCCUGAUUGUGCUGAGGUACAGCGUCACCUAUUUUAAGGUGAAUAGAGUAUACGUCUCAUGGCUGGUUGCAUUUUUAUGUACGUCGGACCACUCUUUAUUAACAAUAUGUUUUUGAUUUUCAGCUUUUGUUGUUAUCACGUAACUCUUAAUUUUUAAAGAAACAUUUUGUAUGUCACAACUACUUUUCUUCGGAUAGUUGCUAGCUGGAUUUAGGACCUCAAAGACACUAGACGUGUUCUGGUUG
Messenger RNA from Cyprinus carpio (common carp), 3754 nucleotides. RefSeq names its product metal transporter CNNM2-like. Gene Ontology annotation, molecular function: magnesium ion transmembrane transporter activity. The record is from RefSeq and is a predicted model, not a curated record. NCBI's taxonomy places the organism in Eukaryota, Metazoa, Chordata, Actinopteri, Cypriniformes, Cyprinidae. Gene Ontology annotation, biological process: magnesium ion homeostasis; transport. Gene Ontology annotation, cellular component: plasma membrane.